CUGCCUUGUUUACGUUCUGUGCAUUGCAUGGUUGUCUUAAAAAUCUUUUCUACUCGUUGACACCAGUUGACACGACGAGUUCAAAUUAAAAUAUCAAUUAAUAAGUUUAACAUUAACCUAUCCUGCCGUGAGAUGUCAAAAACGACCGUUGUUUUUGUCACUGGCAACGCAAAAAAGCUAGAAGAAGUUGUUGCUAUUCUAGGCAAGAAUUUUCCCCAUGAGUUCACCAGCAAGAAACUAGACCUGCCAGAAUACCAAGGGGAAAUCGAUGACAUUUGCAAGGCAAAGUGCCUAGAAGCCGCUAAGUUGGUUCAGGGUCCUGUAGUGGUGGAGGACACAAGCUUGUGCUUCAACUCGCUUGGAGGUCUACCAGGGCCAUACAUCAAGUGGUUCCUGGACAAACUUGGCCCUGAGGGUUUGCAUCGAAUGUUAGCAGGCUGGGAAGACAAGUCUGCAAAGGCAAUUUGCACGAUGGCUUACUGCAGUGGACCAAGUGCAACUACAUCCCAAGUCCAACUUUUCCAAGGCAUCGUGGACGGUGACAUUGUGUCUCCUCGGGGGCCCAGACUCUUUGGUUGGGACCCAUGUUUUCAACCUAAGGGCUAUGACCAAACUUUUGCUGAAUUACCAAAAGAGCAGAAAAACCUUAUUUCUCACCGUGCGCUGGCUGUGAUGAAUAUGAAAAACUUCUUUGAGAAAGAAAAUGAAAAAUAAAGCGUUUCGCUUGAAUUAAA
Molecule: messenger RNA, 734 nt
Organism: Cloeon dipterum
Lineage: Eukaryota; Metazoa; Arthropoda; Insecta; Ephemeroptera; Baetidae
Product: inosine triphosphate pyrophosphatase
Exons: 4
Coding region: 133-714 (193 amino acids)
Biological process (GO): nucleoside triphosphate catabolic process
Cellular component (GO): cytoplasm
Molecular function (GO): nucleoside triphosphate diphosphatase activity
Source: RefSeq, a predicted model, not a curated record